Molecule: messenger RNA, 2897 nt
Organism: Rhopalosiphum padi (bird cherry-oat aphid)
Lineage: Eukaryota; Metazoa; Arthropoda; Insecta; Hemiptera; Aphididae
Product: MAP kinase-activated protein kinase 2-like
Biological process (GO): intracellular signal transduction; protein autophosphorylation; peptidyl-serine phosphorylation
Cellular component (GO): nucleus; cytoplasm
Molecular function (GO): ATP binding; calmodulin binding; calcium-dependent protein serine/threonine kinase activity
Source: RefSeq, a predicted model, not a curated record
UAGCGAUUAAACUUGUCUAUGGAUUAGCCCAUUACUCAUAUUGUCAUAUUAUUAUUAUUAUUAUUAUUCAGGGUUAAAGAGGCAUUAUGACGGAAUGACGGAUAGUGGCCGUACGUGGUAGCGGUAGCCGGUAGCUGAUAGACUAGUACUGACUUGCUUCACCGGACUAUCGCCCGAUAUUUCUCGUCACAAAUAAAAUCGAACGAACGUGACAUUUUUAUCACUGUUUUGUUAUUAUCGCCAUCGUCAUCGGAUAUUAUAAUUGUUACACAUCGAUUUUCGGCUGACUUCCAGAGUCCGCGACCGAGACCUUGGCCCCUGCAAUCGCCCAGGGACCACGUCCUGAGAUGUUUCAUAGCAGUCGGUGUAUAUCAUCAAUCGCUGUUGUAGUACUGCUGUAGUAACGCCGCGAUAAACACGGCAGUUAUGGAAGGAAACGAUUUCUAUUUUCUCAACAACAAAACCAAGACUACACCGAUUGAGAAUGACUACAAAAUAUCCAAUAACGUACUUGGACUGGGCAUCAAUGGCAAGGUGGUGCAGUGUUUUUUCCGUAAAACUGGUCAAAAGUUUGCGCUUAAGGUUCUCGUUGACUGUCAGAAAGCUAGGAGAGAAAUCGAUCUACACUGGAGAGCUAGCGGUUGCAUAAAUAUAGUCAAUAUAAUUGAUGUAUAUGAAAACCACUAUAUGGAACAGAAAUGUUUGUUGGUUGUCAUGGAAUGCAUGGAAGGUGGCGAAUUAUUUCAACGUAUACAAGAUCAUAAUGAAGGAGCUUUUACAGAAAGAGAAGCAGCACAUAUUAUGACAGCUAUUUGUUCAGCAGUCAAGUAUCUUCAUGACCUUAAUAUUGCUCACCGUGACUUAAAGCCUGAAAAUCUUUUAUAUUCUAAACCUGGUGCUAAUGGAAUUUUAAAAUUAACUGAUUUUGGAUUUGCCAAAGAAGUAUCACAAAAAGCUCCAUUAAAAACUCCAUGUUAUACACCAUAUUAUGUUGCACCAGAAGUUUUAGGUCCAGAAAAGUAUGAUAAAAGUUGUGAUAUAUGGUCAUUGGGUGUUAUUAUGUAUAUAUUAUUGUGUGGUUUCCCUCCUUUUUUCAGUAAUCACGGGCAAGCUAUCUCGCCUGGCAUGAAAAAUCGAAUUAAAACUGGACAAUUUGACUUUCCUAGUCCCGAAUGGAAUAAUGUAUCUGGUGAUGCUAAAACUUUAAUUUCAAGUAUGUUAUCUGUUGAUCCAUCAGUUCGUCUUACCAUCAAUGAAGUUGUGCAGCAUAAAUGGAUUGCAAGGUAUACUGAAGUACCCCAAACACCAUUAUAUACUGGAAAAAUGUUGAAAGAGUCCGAAGAUGUGUGGCCUGAAGUACAAGAAGAAAUGACCCGGUCUUUAGCUACAAUGCGUGUAGAUUAUGAUCAAGUCAAUAUAAAAUCAUUAAAUACUUCUAAUAAUCCGCUAUUAAACAAACGACGAAAAAAAGCUUCAAACAGUGCAUAGACUAUCUAAUAAUAUAAUUAUUUUCCAAAUUAUUUUCUAUAAACUGACCACUUCUUUAAUACUCAUGUCUUAAUAACUUUUGUUGGUUUUUAUUUUAUGUAUUUUUACCAAAAUUUAUAUUUGUAUCACUAUUUAUUUAUUUGUAGUUAAUUAUUAUACAUGUAAUAGCACUCAAAAAAAUGUAACAAAAAAUAUCUUUUUCUUUAGUGAAUCUUGAUAGAAUUAUUAAAAUUAUAAAAAAUAAUGUCAUAUACAUAAACAUUAGUUAAAAUAUUAAUAUAUAAAUUAUAUCUGACUUCAAGGAUAAGAAAAAUAAUUUUAAAAGAUUUUAAGUUGUUUAAAAAUAAUAUAGCUUGCAAAAUUUUGUAAAAAAUAUUAUAUUUUAGAGACAAUGAAUAAAAAAUAACGAGAUUAAAAAUCAAUAUUUAAACUAAUUAUAAUAUUUCAUAUUAUAAGCUAUUGCAAUAUUUUUAACACAUAAAAUUAAAACAAAAAGCUAUCACUCAUUUUCUAUCGAUAUCUAUUUAAAAAAACAAUUAAAUCAUAAAUGUAUCUUUAUUUAUUUGAAAUUUCUAAUAUUGUUGAUAAAAAACUAAAAUAUUUAAUUUGUUAUAAUUACCUUAGUGAAUGAAGACUGUAUACGUGUGAAAAUUAUUGCAAUUGUUUUCCACUUCUUUAAGUAUAUUUUUUAAAGUUUUUUUUUUUGCUGAGUUUAAUAUAUGUUUGCAAAGUUUAUCCGAGAUAUUCCACUCAUUACGUUAAAAAUAUGUUAAAGUGAAUAAUGUACAAGUAUUAUUAAAUGUAAACUGUAUAACUAUAUUAUAAUUUACUCGAACAAAUUAAAAAUAAGUAUACUUAUAUUGAAUUAUUAUGAAACAUACAAACUUUUGAUGCUUCAUUAUGAUAAAAUAAUAGACAUAUUAGUAUAAUUAAAUUAAAAUAAAUAAUAAUAUGUAAGAAUGUCUAUUCUAUAUCGGUUGUGAUGGAAUAUUAUUUUAGAAGUUAUGAUUUUCUAUCUUUUUAAUUGUAAUUUUUAAUAUUCCUGAUUCAAGUUUAUUUAUACUUCAUAAUAACAUAAGUUUUAUUUUGAUGUGUUUGAUGAUUGAUACAUUUUUUUAUUCACAUAUUGUAAAUGGUGCAUUAAGAUAAUGUUAUACCCGUCUUUCUAUUUUAAUAGGCAAUAUAGCAAAAUAAAAAUUGUGAUGUCUAGAAUAAUUUGUGUUGUGUUAUUUUGCUAUAUUGCCUAUUAAAUAAAUGGAGACAAAAUAUGUGGUAUAAUUUCUUUCUUAAAUGAUACUAAUUUUAGAAGAAUCAUGUUUGAAUAAUUACAAAAAAUAAUAGUGUCAUUCAUAAUUGACCAUUUAAUCAGUAGACAACUUUAAUUUUUAAUAAAAUGUAAAUUUAAGUAA